AUGAGUGCCUUCUUCGGCAUUAUAAGGCGCCCCUUGUGGCCUUUUAGAGUUCAUCGAUUGCAAUUUUCCCCUUAUCCUCUUGAAUUGCAAUCGGCGCAUACCCUCAUCUCUGAGUUUCUCCAGAUGGCUACCACGGUUUCUGCUGUAUUCACUGAUGAAGCGGUCGCUGUUUCAGAGGAACGAACCGGCCUCGGCCUCAUUGGGCGAGUUUUUGGCCCCGCUCCGUCUCUGGGAAGCCUCCAACGCCUCUUGGUUGACAUUUGGAACUGCAAAGGGCUUCUGACGGUCCUGCCGAUGCCUGCGGGACUGGUCCAAUUCAUCUUCUCGGACCCCUUGGAUCGAAAGAAGGUUCUGGCGGUUACUCCCUGGAUCAUAUCCCGGUUUAUGAUUCAUGUGCGUGAAUGGGUGGAACCGUCGGAGGAGGUCGCUCAAUCACUUCUUAGGGUGUCGCUGAAUGUCCAACUCUGGGAUGUGCCCUAUGAAUGCCUCACUACCCUCAUGGCCCGCUGCCUGGGUUCAGCAAUGGGCGACCUAAAAGAUGCGGCUGUAUAUGUCGGAGCAGAAACAGGGGGUGCUUUUCUCCAUGUUCGAGUGCCUCUGGAUGUUUCGGCGCCGUUACCUCAGUCUGUAACUGCUUCUCAUGUGGCCAACAGUAAGGGUCCUUUCAAAGCUCUGGUUUUGUUUGAACGUCUACCACUGUUCUGCUUUUGUUGUGGAGUUAUAGGUCACAGUGGGCGCCGUUGUGCUCGUGCUCCGGAGUUCGUCGGGAAACCAUUACCUUAUGGGAGUCAUACUCUGGCCAAGGAAGAGGGGGCUAAAGUUGACGAACGUACUCUACGCCGUCGGCACCCCAAACUAUCCUGGACUCGGCAAUCCGGGGAUUCCUCCGCGGUGGCUAAGUCUUCGGCCCCAAAGAUGGACCAGGCAAGGUCAGAGAUGCAGCGUCUAACCAUUCAGGCUGCACAUCUUUCUCCAGUUCAGCAUGGUGGAAUGGCACUCGUGCGCAAACGUGAUGCUUUGGAGGAAGGAGAAAUCCUCCCGGCGACCAAGUCUGUGUGUGUGAAUCCUUUGGAGAAGAAUGCUGAUUGUGCUGAAAACGAAGUCAGGGUGGAGGCAACCGGCCCUUCUCGGUCCCAAUCCACACCAUGA
Linum trigynum is the source of this 1149-nucleotide messenger RNA. Lineage: Eukaryota; Viridiplantae; Streptophyta; Magnoliopsida; Malpighiales; Linaceae. The record is from the annotation of a GenBank genome assembly.